Molecule: messenger RNA, 1875 nt
Organism: Lodderomyces elongisporus
Lineage: Eukaryota; Fungi; Ascomycota; Pichiomycetes; Serinales; Debaryomycetaceae
Gene: GPI16
Product: GPI-anchor transamidase subunit
Exons: 1
Coding region: 1-1875 (624 amino acids)
Biological process (GO): attachment of GPI anchor to protein
Cellular component (GO): GPI-anchor transamidase complex
Source: RefSeq, a predicted model, not a curated record
AUGUGGAAUCUAGCCGUAGUAGUGGUAACCUUUGGAGCUUUAUUCGCUCAUUGUGCGUUGGCGAGCGAGCUAUACUCGGAGCUGCUAGAUCUUCAGCCAUUACCACGAAAUAAAUUAUUGUCCAGUUUUCAGUUCAAUAGUAUUUCACAACCAAUUGAAAUAUCGUAUAUAAAUGAGUCUACUUUGGAAAAACAGACAUCAAAGCACAGUCACUAUAGUUUAUUUUCCAGUUCACUUGGCCCUGUUCUCGAAUCUACUAAUACGCGCGAUUUAUCCUUGAGAUUCACACAAGGCUGGUGGGACUCGCAGUCGUGGGGCAAACUCCCGUUUAAUGGAAGUCAUAGUGGGGGUACCGGAGUCGAAGUCGUGGCCAUCAUUGAAGCAUCGAACCACAUUUCUGCUAAACGUAAUUGGCAAAAAUUAACAAAAAUUUUAUCUGGAUUCUUUUGCGCAUCGCUCAAUUCGAUCGAUGAUAGUACAACAACUUAUCCAAAUUUCAUAACCAAUUUUAGUAGUAUUGAUGGCAAGACCAGUUAUAGACCCGUUGCUGGAAACAAAUUAUUUCUCUUUAGAGCAGCUUUGCCAAGUGAGCCCGUUUGCACGGAGAAUUUAACCCCUUUCUUAAAGCUACUUCCUACGCGAGGUAAAUCAGGAAUUUCCUCAUUGCUCGAUGGUCAUAAAGUAUUUGACUCUUUAUGGCAUGGCAUGUCCAUUGAUGUUCACACCAAAUGCGAUGAAACAAAUGAGUUGUGCAGAUUGGAGUUGCACCAGACGAUUAAUCAAGUGGUUGACGUGAUCCGUUCGAUUAGAAAACGCCAAGAGGGAGGUAUCCCGAAACCGACACCAGGAGAUAAAUUGAGAUGCGAUUCAACGAAAACAAAUAACAUUUGGCAAUGUUUCCCAUUGGGUGAGGCAGCAGAACAGGAAUGGAGUUUGGAAACUCUUUACGGACGUAAGAUUAAAGGACCGGCUUUCCAGGAUGACAAAGAUGUGACUAGGGUCUCCAUAAAAGUUGAACCAACAGUUUGGAAUAUCACCAUGCACCGAGAAAGCGCUGACUCGAGGAUCUCUAACACUUUAAACGGUGACGGUAAGGGUUGGAUUUUAGAAACCAUUGAUCUGCCAUUUUUGUACGAUUUCAAAUUUCAGACUUCAAAUAGUUCAAUUGUUAGACCAAUUGAACAACCACUGUUGCAAGUGGCUAGAUCAUUGACAGGUUAUUCGUUGGACAAGGGAGGGUUGCGUGUUGCUUUUACUAAUACAUCUAAACAGCCAGUUCGAUUUAUUUAUUUUGAAUCCUUGCCUUGGUUCAUGAGAUUGUACAUGAGUACCAUGAAGCUCUCUUUAAAUAAAAUGGAAACAAAAAAUACCGCAGAAUUUAUCAAGGACUUUUAUUAUAGGCCAUCAGCUGACCGGAGCAGACCUUCCCAUCUUGAAAUGUUGAUUGAGGUACCUGCAUUGCUGACUUUGGCCAUGACCUAUGAUUUCGACAAGUCUUUAUUAUUGUAUCGAGAAUAUCCACCUGAUGCAAAUCAUGGUUUCGAUGUUGAGCCAGCGAUCAUAAUUGUUAUCAAGGAGGAUUGGGAGGAAAGAGAAAGCGAAAACUAUAGAUCAAAUGAAAGAGCAAAGAAGAUGUAUGAAUUUAGAACCACGAGUCUCUUGUUGACACUUCCAACCCCUGACUUUUCUAUGCCUUACAAUGUGAUCAUAUUAACCUGUACUGUGAUGUCACUUGCUUUCGGAAUCGUGUUCAACUUGAUAACGAAAAAGACAGUCACCGAAGAAGAGUUUGAGAGGGCAGCGAAGGAUACAGGAUUAGGUAAGCUCAAGUCGUUUAUCCAACUAAAGGUGUUGCGCAAGAGUAAAAUAGACUAA